Linum tenue is the source of this 971-nucleotide messenger RNA. The record is from the annotation of a GenBank genome assembly. NCBI's taxonomy places the organism in Eukaryota, Viridiplantae, Streptophyta, Magnoliopsida, Malpighiales, Linaceae.
AUGAUCGUAACAAUUAGCAAAGAGGUGAGAUAUAACAUCUUUUGUUAUACAACCCUAUAAAUAGCAUAUCCUCCCUUCGUCAUUAUUCAUCACUCACUCAAACAUAUUAAAGUAAAGAGAGAAAGUAAAGUAGUUGCCAGUAUAAUAUGGCUCUCAUCGUCAAGGCUGCCUGCUGCUUCCUAUUCUUCCUUGCCAUCCUCCAAUAUUCCCAUGUCUCCGCUGUUGCUCCCGCCCAUCCUCCCAAGUUGUCGACCUCCCCUGCCCCAACGUCAUCCAAUAUUCUUGAAAUCUAUUGCAAGGCGAAGUGCCAAGAGAGGUGCAAGGUGGUCCGGCCUUUUGGGAUGAAGUUGUGCGAGGAGGUGUGCACAAAGUGUUGCUUGAGGACCAAGUGCGUUCCAACCGGUCCGGUAGGGAUCAAGUUUGGCAAGUGCAAGAACUGGACCUUUACUCUCUACCGUGGCAUCCCUUACAAGUGCCCUUAAAACACACGCACAUUCCAUAUCACGUACAAUAUAAUGAUGCUAAUUACUUAUAUGUAUCCCUUAUUAUUAUACGUACUAUGAUAGCUAGCCUGCCUCCUCAUACAAACUUCAGUUUACCCCUUCGUCUGCUCAAUAAAAGCAUAUCUAUAUAUGCAGUCCACUAAAGUAUUCAUGCACGCUAGGCUAUUAUGUUUCACUUCUGGAGGUUUAUGUACAACUUGUCUAUAUUGAUGUCCAUAUGAAUAAAAAGGUCGACUUACAUAGUUGUCAAGUCUUCGAUCUCGUGAUCAAAUACGAUUUUACUAGUUCAACGAUAUCACAUGAAUAUUAUAUUUUCAGGGUGUUUGUGUUUGCGUGUCACAAAGUACUAGCUACUUUUAUCUCCUUCUUAACGAAUUUAAAUAGUAGUCAUGUAAUUGCUAUUCAUCCGUCUACUGUCAAUAUUUUUCAAGAAUUAUGUGAAGGAAGUAACAAAGGUUAAGAAUACGC